Messenger RNA from Aphis gossypii (cotton aphid), 1791 nucleotides. RefSeq lists its product as uncharacterized. The transcript has 4 exons. Bases 481 to 1791 code for a protein of 436 amino acids. NCBI's taxonomy places the organism in Eukaryota, Metazoa, Arthropoda, Insecta, Hemiptera, Aphididae. The record is from RefSeq and is a predicted model, not a curated record.
UACCCGAUUGAGCACGGUUGUUUUUGGCCGACCUUUUUGACGACCCGAUUGAGCACGAUAAAAAAUAUAAAUAUUGUGUACAACGUUGUCAGAUUUUCACUUUUUUAUUGAUCGUAUGAUUUAAUGUAUAUUAUAUUAUAUUUUUAUAGUUUCGAUUAUAUCAUAUUAUAAAUGAAUUAAUAGGUUAUAAACGGGAUUAAACGGUGGUUUUAAUAAAAUACGUGAACUAAGAUAAGAAAAUAUCGGUUACGACUUAGUAUUGACAUUAUUUCAUUAUUGUUCAAAAAAUAUCUAUAAAUUAUAUCAAUUGAUGGGUACACAUGGAAGUUGAAAAUAACUUUGAUAGAUAGGAAACCAGAAUUUUAUCUACAACGAUCGUACUAAAUUGUGAUUAACUGUCAUUGUAUGUACCUAUACAGUUAAUAAGGCCUGUGUCACAGUCAGUCUGUUCUGUUGUCUCGUGUGUGUAUUUUAAAAAUUAUGGAAAAUAAUAAAAUAAAAAUUAUCUUGUCCGAGAGAGGUAAAGAAUUCGCAAAUGUUGGAGAAUUUAAAUAUAGGUUUAUUGGUGUGAGAAACAAAGGCGAAUUGUUGAAAUGGAGAUGUACAAAAAAUGAUUGUACAGCAACAAUUUAUUCUGGACAAGAAAAAAAUAUCAUAGUACAAUCAAAUGGACAACAUAAUCAUGAGGGAAAUUCAUUAAAUAAAAUUCAAAGGCAAGUAUUACGUGAGAAUUGCAAACGACGGGCAGAAGAAUCAAUAUCAAUGCAACCACUUAAAUUAAUUAGACAUGAACUCCUUCAUAAUACUGAACUAACAUCAAUUGUCCAUAACGAUUUGAAAACAGUUCGUAAAGCCAUGUAUGAUCGACGAAGAAAAACACUUCCUGAAAUACCUAGGUCCCGAGAAGACAUAUUUUUGCAGUUACAUUCAAUAAAAACUCAAACUGAUUUUAUGUUUAACGGAAAGCAAUUUAUACAUAUUCCUGAAGAUGAAAGUUUCGUAUGUAUUACUAGUGCCGACAACUUACAAUUUAUGACAACGAAAUGCAGUGAUUUGUUUGCCGAUGGUACAUUCAAUUAUGCUCCUAAAUAUUUUACGCAAUUAUAUACAAUACACGGAUUCAAAAACGGCUAUUAUUUGCCUUUAGUUUACUUUUUUUUGUUUGAGAAAUCGAAAGAGAUGUAUAAAAAAAUUUGGCUAUUUCUUAAAGAAUUAUGUAUGAAAUGUAAUGAAACUGAAUUUAUACUACAAAAAUUACAUGUUGACUUCGAAAAAGCAGCUCACCAAGCUGCUUCUGAAGUUUUCGAAGAUUUACAAUUGAUAUCAUGCAGAUUUCAUUUAGGGCAAUCGUGGUGGAGAAAAAUAAACAGUGACUCUAUGCUCAGAUUAGCAUAUAAAAAAAAAGAUGAUGCUCUUGGAAAUUGGCUAAAAAUGUUUUUUGGAUUGGCUUUUCUUCCAAGCCAUGAAGUAUCUGAUGCAUUUGUCGAACUUAUUAGUGUAUGCCCAGAUGAAAUUGCAUGCACAGAAUUUUCUGAUUAUAUUUUUAAUAAUUACAUUGAUGACGGAUCUCAAUUUCCCCCAAAUAUAUGGGCUGAGGAACCAACGUUUAAUCCGAGAACUACUAAUGCAGCUGAAAGUUUCCAUAGAACAUACAAUUCCCAAUUUUACAAGGCACAUCCACACAUCCACUUGGUUAUUAUAGUGUUACAAGAAACUCAGGCUGAAACAAUUACGAAAAUGCAAUCUAUAGCAAGUCAAUCGUGCUCAAUCGUGUUCCAGCCGUUAGUAUGA